Messenger RNA from Amphimedon queenslandica, 3014 nucleotides. RefSeq lists its product as uncharacterized. The transcript is spliced from 15 exons. Bases 1 to 2967 code for a protein of 988 amino acids. Gene Ontology annotation, molecular function: protein binding. The record is from RefSeq and is a predicted model, not a curated record. Lineage: Eukaryota; Metazoa; Porifera; Demospongiae; Haplosclerida; Niphatidae.
AUGAAAUGCAGAGGAGAUCCUCAGGCUUGUCUUCGUGAAGGCUUAGCUAAAUGGUUGAUGAAAGCUGAUAACGUGUCAGAGAUAGGUGAUCCAACUUGGUAUACUCUAUUGGAAGCGUUGAGAAUUCUAGAUAAUGCAUUAGCUGAUAGAAUUGACAAAGAAAAACAUGCAGCUUGCUUCAUCUUUACUCAUCACAUAUCUGAGGAUUUUAUCAGAAAUUCCUGUUUUAAGAAGUCCUCUAUUAUAUAUGUGCUACUAGUACAAGAAAUGAAGCUAAAGUCAUCUGAAUCUGCAAAUAGUUCUAAACUAUACAGUGCUUUGAAAACAAGGAUCUGUUUAAGUUAUGAAAAUCUUCAAAUACUUGCUGCAAUCUUGGAGAAAGAUAGUACUACAAGAAAUAUUGGAGAAAUUGUUAUGCAAGACUACAUGAAAGUUUUUGACAAUGAUGAUGCAGUGAAUAGUGAAGAGACAGAUAGCAGAGCUAAAUCUGUUUCUGUUUCAUCUGAUGCAAGCGAUGUAUUUGGAGAUGAUUUUGCUACUACUCCAAGUAAAACUAAGUCUGUUUCUGUUUCCUCUGAUAUAAGUAAUGAUUUCAAAAAAAGACGAACCCGUUUUGCAGCUACUUUUGACAAAGUCAGUGAUGUUGUCACCGUUAGCGUUGACAGAUUAAAAAAGUAUCUUCAAUAUUAUCUUGAGUAUGACGCUGAUAAAGAGCUUUCUAAAUGUGAAACAGUUGCAGAUAUCUUAAAUUGGAUAAGUAAACAGUGCUCAUUGACAAAUAUUGAACUUUUGGAGGCAACAGUGGAGCGUUUUGAAAUUGAUGGUGCUGUACUGAUUAUAGAUAAGUAUAAAGAAGAGAAUCAAAAAUUUGUUGAGAAAAUGACACUUGAUUUGUGCCUUGAUGAGCAUUUUUCUCCACCUCCUGUUUUACAACUAGAAGAAAUUAAAUUUGUUGUCGAUAAAAAUUUACGUGAUUGCACAGUUAAAGACGUUGAUAAAUUUAUUCAAGAAGCUGCUACAAAAACAUUAUCUACACAUGUUAAGUUGUCUGUCAUAAGAAGAGGCAAUUCUUUCAGCAUUGUCUGCUCUUUUCCUGUUGUACUAAGUGAAAGGCUCAUAUCAAUAGCACUCAAGAAUCUAAAAGUAUUGAAAGAUAAUGGAUUAUUAAAACUAACCAUUGGAUACUGCACUGUUUAUGACUACAAAGAUGAGAGUUUGUGUUACCCUGAAGAAGGAGAGGCCUUUGAUGAGUACAUCUCUGCAGUGUAUGCUAGUAGAGGGACGUUGGAGCAGUUGCUUAUAUCGGCAAGCUUACAGUUAAUGUACAGGGAAGAACAAAACAAAGAAGACAGUAAAGAGAUUAGGGCUUUUGAGAAAAAAAUAGAAUUUAUAAAUGAGCGGUUGUCCUCAUUUCAGGAUUUAUCAGAAAAGAAGGAAGAUUAUCCUUUAGAAGAGACCCCUCAAAUUGAAGAAAGUCAAGUACUUGAAGAGAAAGAAAUUGCUACAAAAGAGGUGGAAGACCCAAAAGAUAUGACAGAAAAAUUGAAGCAAGAAAUUCAAGAUAAGGACAGAUUUAUUGCUAAAGUGAAGAAGGAGCUAUUGGAAUUAAAAGAAAAAAUGAAGCAAGACAUCCAAGGAGAUAAGAUGAAGCAAGACAUUCAAGAAGAUAAGAUGAAGCAAGACAUUCAAGAAGAUAAGAUGAAGCAAGACAUUCAAGGAGAUAAGAUGAAGCAAGACAUUCAAGAAGAUAAGAUGAAGCAAGACAUUCAAGGAGAUAAGAUGAAGCAAGACAUUCAAGAAGAUAAAGACUUCUUAAUUGAUAAUAAAACUAAAGAAAUAUCAAAAUUAAAAGAAAAAUUGAACACUGAUGGUGAAGAAUUGAUUUCUCUCAGGGAAAAGUUGAUGGAGAAUGAAAAGAUGAAAAGGGCAUAUCAAACUCAAGCCAAUCGUAGGAUACCUACUCUAAACUUUGUGGAUGAUGAUGUAUACACUCCUCCCGUUGAUGUCAUAAUGAUGUCAUUUGAUAAAUACAACAAGUUAGAUGAAGAUUGGUAUAGUCGGGCAUUUUACACCCACACCAAUGGCUACAAAAUGUGUCUCUGCAUUCGAUACGAUGAUAAGAAAAAGUCUUCAAAUUUACACGCUCAUUUAAUGGCUGGAGACCACGAUGAUGAUCUUCAGUGGCCGUUUCGUGGUACCCUGAUCACAGAAAUACUUCAUCGAAAAACAAAAACUUUUCGUUAUUUAGCUGAAAUUAUUUUUGAUGAUGACAAGUUUUGUGGUAGAGUCUGGAAUGGCGUUCCAACUGAAGCAGGAAUCGCAUCAUCUAUUGUUGGAGAAGGAAUUUCGUUUGUUCAAGAGCCAUUUACCGAAUAUUUAGAAGACAACAGCAUAGUUAUCCGUGUCAAGUCCGUUAAUGUGGAAUCACUAGUUCGAACCAGUGCUAUUACAUCUCCACCUCCAAUUAAGGAAGAAAUGCUCUUUGAAAUUGCUAAAUUCUCUCAUCACAAGAAAUCAAAUUCUGAGUGCAUCAGUGAAGGAUUUUACAGUGCUAAAGGAUAUAAGUUUGUACUGAUGGUCUAUCCUAAUGGAAGGAGUCACUUCCAAGGAAGAAGUGUAUCCAUUUUUGCUCACAUAUCUAUGGGAGAUUAUGACAAUGAGUUAACAUUUCCGUUUCGUGGAAAAAUAAUUGUUCAGAUUGUUAAUCAAUUUGAUAGAUCUACUCUCAGGAAUCAUAUAGAGAAGACGAUUGAGUUUACUGAUAAGACUGAUCCUGAAGAAAGGUUUGGUGCUAGAGUAACUGGCCUCACUAGAUUUUUUGGUUCGGGACACUCUCAUCAAGGCUUUGGAUACCAUGAUAUGCUGCGUCAUGAGUUUUUAAUGUUUAAUGCAAAACACAGGACAGAAUACCUGAAAGAUGACCGCUUGAUAGUUAGAGUAACAAAGAUAGAAGAUUAUAAUGUGUAAUUCAAAUAAGAAUAUUAUACAAGGAAUUGAUUGUUAUCAUUCUUCUU